This is a messenger RNA of Argentina anserina (silverweed cinquefoil), 3640 nucleotides long. Its product is annotated as pentatricopeptide repeat-containing protein At2g22410, mitochondrial. Lineage: Eukaryota; Viridiplantae; Streptophyta; Magnoliopsida; Rosales; Rosaceae. Bases 471 to 2336 code for a protein of 621 amino acids. The record is from RefSeq and is a predicted model, not a curated record. Gene Ontology annotation, molecular function: protein binding. The transcript is spliced from 3 exons.
UAGAGGAGAAAAGUAGAAGAGAAGAGAACGAAGGAGAAAGAGGGAGAGGGAAGAGAAAGGAAGAAGAGGUAGAAAGAAAGAGAGGAAGAGACGGGAAAGAUAGAUGACAGAGAGAAGAGGAGAUAGAAAGAAAGAAGGAGCCGUAUAAGUUGUUUUGAAGAAAACAAGAUCAGAAACAAGAGAGGAAAAGAGGAAGAGGUUGUCUGGAAGUUGAAAGCAGGAACUUGGUCUUGGUUUUGGUUUGCUUAUCUCAGGUGGUCAGUGAAACUCUUCGAAGCGCCCAUUGUUUUACCUUGGUCUUCAAGAAAGGCUGCUCAGAAUUUUGAAAUUGAUUAUACAGCCUGUUUUUUUUUUUGCAUGCCAGAUAACAGAAGCCAAUGUUUACAACACCAGUUUGACCAUGUAAUUUUGAGACAUGUUUCCACCAUUGCAAUGUAGAGAAAGUUUGGUCUGUUAACAAGGAAUCAAGGAUGUUUUCCCCAUUCAUCAUGAUCCAGAAGACUUUUGUGAUCCCCAGAAGGUUGCCCCUUCCAGGUUUGAUGCUAGACACACGCCACCUGAGCACCACCACAGCGCCACCAAAACCACCGAUGGCCACCUUGGCCUCAACCAAAGAGCUUCAUGCCCACCUCGUCAGAACCUACCUACACAAAGACCCAUCUUCAAUCUCUGACGUUCUCAGAUUCUAUGCACUAUCUCCACCACACUUAAACAAAGCAUGUUUCGUCUUCAAUCAUAUCAAGCGACCCACAUUGAUGAUUUGGAACCUCAUGAUCCGAGGACUGUCACAGAGUGAAAAGCCCAGUGAAGCAAUUCAAAUGUAUAGCCGAAUGAGCCAAGAAGGAUUAGUUGGGAACAAUUUGACCUUCAUAUUCAUUUUCAAGGCCUGUGCUCGAGUUUCGGAUAUUGUAUGUGGCCAAAAGGCUCAAGCUUGUGCUUUGAAACUUGGGUUCGAAUCGUAUCUGUAUGUUUCCAAUGCUUUGAUUCAUAUGUAUUCGAGUUGUGGUGAUUUGGGUUGUGCCAGGAAGGUGUUUGACGAAAUGCUUGUGAGGGAUGUGGUGUCUUGGAACUCUUUGAUAUGUGGGUAUAGUCAGUGUAACAGAUAUAAUGAGGUUUUGGCUAUAUUUGAGGCAAUGAGAGUGACACAGAAUGUGAGGGCAGAUGCGGUGACGAUGGUGAAAGUUGUUUUGGCAUGUAUUCACUUGGGUGAAUGGGAAAUUGCAGAUCGUAUGGUGAAGUAUGUGGAUGAAACUGGCGUUGGUGUGGAUGUUUACUUGGGGAAUACUCUGAUAGAUAUGUAUGGACGCCGUUGUUCGCCGCUUUUGGCUCAGGAAGUGUUUGAUCGGAUGCGUGAAAGGAAUGUUGUAUCAUGGAAUGCCAUGAUCAAUGGAUACGCGAAGGUUGGAAGGUUGGUUGAUGCAAGGAAGUUUUUUGAUAGGAUGACGAAUAAGGAUGUGAUUUCUUGGACUUCCAUGAUCACUGGUUAUUCUCAAGCUAACCAACAUGCUGAGGCAGUGAGUCUUUUUCGUGAAAUGAUGGCAGCUAAUGUCAGGCCAGACAAGGUGACAGUGGCUAGUGUGCUAUCUGCUUGUGCUCAUGUGGGUUCCUUGGAUGUGGGAGAAGCUCUGCAUAAGUACAUAAGGAAGCAUGGAGUGAAAACAGAUGUUUACGUAGGGAACGCUUUGAUAGAUAUGUAUUGCAAAUGUGGGGUGGCUGAGAAAGCAUUGGCUGUGUUUCAAGGGAUGGAUAAGAAAGAUUCUGUGUCAUGGACUUCAGUAAUUUCAGGCCUAGCAGUAAAUGGUUUUGCAGAUUCUGCACAUGAGUUCUUCUCAGAGAUGUUAACAGAAGGUAUCCGACCAACUCAUGGAACAUUUGUUGGGAUUCUUUUAGCUUGCGCUCAUGCUGGAUUAGUGGAUAAGGGAUUGGAAUACUUCGAAAGCAUGGGAAAGAUUCAUGGACUAAUGCCAGAGAUGAAACAUUACGGGUGUGUUGUGGAUCUUUUGAGUCGUGCUGGUAAACUGCAGGAGGCGUAUGAGUUCAUGCAGAAUAUGCCUGUGGUUCCUGAUGUUGUUGUAUGGAGAAUUUUGCUGGGUGCUUGUCAAGUUCAUGGAAAUCUGGCCUUGGGUGAGAUUGUGUCACACAAGCUUAUCGAAUUGGACCCUUCUAACAGUGGGAACUAUAUUCUCUCAUCAAAUAAUUAUGCAAGUUCACAUAGAUGGGAUUGUGUUGCAAAAAUGAGAGGAUUGAUGGAUGAGAGCAAUGUGCAGAAGCCAUUUGGUAGUAGCUCCAUUGAAAUUAAUGGUGCAUUAUCAAAUAACUUAUCUAAUACAUCAUAGGAUCAGUAAAGUAUUCAUCAACAUACAUAGAUCAAUGGUUAUUUGCUCUUAAAUAUCUUAUCUGAACCUGACCAUAUCGCAAUGACUGUGCGAACUGGUCUUGAAACAGAGACCAGAUACAAGGUCACGCCCGACAGUCCUCUUAAAUACUGCCAGCAAAGUUUUCAAGCUUUUGAAAGCACAAGUCGUGACAGUUUAAUUUUCUUAUCUGUGAUAUUAAAUAAUGGGCUGGUUUUAGAAUUGGUGAAGGAAACUCAAUGAUGUCUGGUAGCUUAGCUUCUAUGUUGAACAAACUUUGGUGGCAUACAGGGAUAUGUGUACUAAGAAUAACAACAAAAUUAUGAAUGAACUUCUGUCACUCCCUUGCUCAGAUUUAUUGGCUAUUCGGGAUUUGCAGGGUUGCAGCUGCUAAUGGCUUGGUUUGGUUCAAGCGAUGGGAUGGGGCCAUACUUCUUGCUGUCGUUGGUGGUAAGAUAUAGGAGGGCAUCCACUUAAACGAUGGGAUGGGGUGGUGUGUAGUCAUAGUUGGACUGCCCUACGCGAGCCUUUCUGAUAUUGAGCUAAUGGAGAGGGUAAAGGACAUUGAAGGAUUGAGAAAUUCAAAUUCAAUUAAGAUGACCAACUCACGUGGUGAAGCAUAUGAAGGAUUUAAUAUCCUCCGAAGUUGCAGACACAGAGAAAAGAAUAUUACAAGAAUUUUUGCAUGAAAGCUGUAAAUCAGUCCAUUGGUAUGUUUUUCUGACAUCCAUAAUUUUGUUCAACUUCAGUUUUUUUAGAGCUAGCUUGCCACUUUUUAUUUUAUGUAGCCACAGUUAUAAAGUUAUAAUUAAAUUAUGAUCCUAAUUUUUGAUAUAGAUUUUCAAAUAUUGAAGUGGGAUUUUCUUGUCUAGAUUAGGUAGAGCAAUCCGGCACAUAAAUGAUUAUGUAGCAAUUCUACUAGUUGAUACUCGCUAUGUAGCUGAUUCCUUCACAUAGAAUUACAGCCAUCCAACUAGCAAACCCAUGGAUAUAGAAUCGGUUUGUUGCUUCCAUGUGAUUACGGGCAACUUCAUAAGAUGUUGCAUCAAUUUUUUUAGUUAUAACAAAAAAGGAUGGUCUCAGCUGUAAGUUGAUGAAGGCUGAGAUUGUGAGAUAAGAAUGCAGAAGCAGCUACAUCUUACAGAGCUUUGUAAGCAGCAAAUUUUGUCCAACUAAACCAAAAGUCUAAAAUGCAAUUUGAUAUAUAGUUGAACGUCUAUAGAAUUUCAAGCUUCUUAAUGCUGAGCUCUGCCUUUAUCUCAUCUUUCCUUUCAUACUAUUUCCUA